This is a messenger RNA of Megalopta genalis, 5562 nucleotides long. Lineage: Eukaryota; Metazoa; Arthropoda; Insecta; Hymenoptera; Halictidae. The record is from RefSeq and is a predicted model, not a curated record.
ACCACUGCGUAAGCCGUAGUCGGAAUCAGAGAGGUCGCUAAAAGCGACGCUGUAUGCGCUGUAAAGUAAAUACUUUUAUGUACAAAAAUUUAGAUAUUUAUUAUAAAUGUCGCAACUAUUCAUUACCAGUGCACAAUAAUGUAUAAAAGGAUUUGAUUACAUUAUUUGAAAUAAUGGGAAUUGAUAUUCAACCAUAAUUUACAUAGUCUUCUCAACAUCUCUAUACACAUUCCUUUCUGAACGAAGGGUCUGAAACGCAGAUAUGUACGUAUGUACAAUGUACAAUGAUGACAUGCAAUGUUGAUUUUAACUGUUUCACAUCGUGAUUUGAGUAUGAUACACGUCUCUCGGUAAAUUUAUCUCUUGAUUUGUCAGUGCGUAUAUAUAUCUUUUAAGGGUGAAAUUAAGCAGUAAUGUGGAAAAAUUUAAAUUCGCAAAUAUAUAUAAACUUUAAACUUAAAAUAUACUUUAUUGCGUACAAAACGAUUUAUUGACAUUUACUUCCCGAACUAACGAAACUGAAACAGAAAUAUGUCAAACAAUAUGAACCGAGAUAAACCCGAAUUGUUGACAACUAAGGAAAAAGAAGAGGAGGAAAUGAAACGAGAACUUCUUGACAUGAAAAUGUAUGAAUCGUGGUAUACAUACAAGGAAAUGAAACAAAUCUUGAGUUUUAUUAAUGAAUCCAAGGAUAUGGCAAAUGUAGGCAAAGAUGAGAAAAAUGCACAAAAGGAAUUAUUACAUACUUCUAACGAGUGUACAGCAGAACUGAUGCCCAAGUCAAAUUUAGCACAACAUUUGGAAAUUGAAGAAGACAAUGAUACACCUAAUUUGAUACAUCCACAUAAAUCUAACCACACCUCACCAAUACAUGAUCAACUAUCGCCUUGUAAACACGAUAGUCCUGAACUUGCACCUGUAAUUGCUGACUCUAAAAAUUAUCUCUAUAGAAACAAAAUCUUAGACAAUGCUGACAUAUUUGAUAGAUUACAUGAUAAUCUAAAUAUGAGAGAUAAUUAUUCUUGCAACUUGAACAAAUACAUUUCUUUUAAAGGAAAGAACAAUUUACAAGAUUCUCAUAGUACAAAUGAUGCAGAAAUAAAGAUAGACACACAUUUGAACAAUAGCCAAAAAUUGGAACGAUGGCAGAUUAACCCACUCGAUUCGUGUGUCAGCGAAAAUGAUGUGCCUUUACCAGAACCUGAACGACCUUUAGUACAGGAUCGAACGUUAUUUAAAUUGUGCAAAGAUACAGAAACAUCUGAGUCAUUUGAAAAACUAUUGACAACAUUAAACAUGCAUCUAAAACAAACAGCAGAAUUGUGGUACAGUCAGCAUCGUACUGCUGAUUCUAAGUUGCAAUGGGGGUCACCCAUUCAGGUGGAAGUUGCUAAAAAUAGUUUGGAUAGAAAUAACAAAAUAAUUAAGAAAAAGAAAAUACAACCUUAUGAACUCUCAAACAGAAUAUUAAGUUCUUACAAAGAAACUUGUGUUACUAUGGAUGAAAAAGAUCAACUUCUUAACAAUGACAAUAUUAGGAGAAACAUUACAGAAACUGAAAAUUUGGACAUAGAAGAUAAAAAACGUGAAUAUAUAUCACAUGAAUCAUUUUCUUCUUAUUCAAAAAAUAUGAUUCCUCGAAGUACUAGGGAUUGUUUUAAUAAAGAACAAAAGGAUAAUGUUAGCAUUCUUACUAACACGUUAUCAACACAUAAAACCAAAAUGUCAUCAGAAAAUAUAGAAAUUAAGCCACUACCAAUAAAAAGUCUUUCACGUAGAGUUAAAAGCGAGUGUAUAAUUUUGGAAAAAAUUCAAGUGGAAAAACAAAAGAAGAUGGAAUUUGCAAAAGAAGAAAUUCCAAAAAAAGAGGAAGAAGAAAGAAAGAAAAAGGAGGAAUUUUAUAAAAAGCAAAUAGAAGUGCAACAACAAAGCCAAAAGCAAAGGGAAGAGAGAGGAAAAUUUAUGGAAGAAAAGAAUAAGAGAUGGAAAAGUAUAAUAAAUACAAAAUCUCAUAAAAAUGUUAGUGAAGAAAGUAAAGAGAGAACGUAUGGCCUACACAAACAAAACGAAACUUUAUAUCAGGAUAACAGUACUCCGGUAAUUAAAAAACUUGAUUUUAUGAAAUAUAAUGUAUCAGAUAAUAUAAAUUGUCCCAUCUGCAAUCAGUGUUUUCCAAGUGAUAAGAUAGAAACACACGCUGCCGGAUGCGAACAAUACGUAACUGAUAAUGAAGAUGAGAAUAAUUCUCAUUUUAUUAGAAGUAGUACUGUGCCACUAAAUAUUAACAACGAAGAAAUUUUUGAAUGUGAUUUCAAUGAAACUAACUGCACAAAUUAUGAACAAGUUGACAAUUGUUUGCAGAAACAACAAGAAGAAACAUUACCUGAAUAUACAAGUACUGAAAUUGAUAACAUCCUUAACUCGCCAAUUCGUUGUUAUAGACCAAUUAGUGAACAAACAGAUUCUGAAAUAGAUUAUAGAAGACAAUUUCCAUCAAAUAGCAGAUCACAUAUACAUUCCAGUAAAAGAAGGAAACUUUACCAGGACAAUUGUAACUGUCUACUCACUAAUGAUUUAUUAAAAAGAUUUAUAAAUUAUAAGAAAGAGAGAGAGAGGCCUGUGCAACUAAAUUGUAUCUUGAAAACGCAUGAAAUCAAACUGUGUUAUCAAAAGAAUAAUUAUAAUAUCGCUAACAUAAAUAUUAUUUACAUUUUUCAUGUUUUUAUAAUUGUUUGUUUAAUUACUAAAACUGUUUUAACCAUAACCUUAGAUGGUUUAUGGUCAGUCAGAGAAUUUUAUGGGAAGCAAUGAUAUAAACAAUCGAUGGAUUGGUAAUCAAUCAGUUACCUAUAGUAAAAGGUUUUAUGUAAAUGAAACAUUACUACGUGCUUCCAAAGUGAUAUUAAUAUUUCAUGGCUUGGACACAUUUUCUACAAUUUCAAUAAAUGCACAGGAAAUUGGAAAAACAUCAAAUAUGUUUCUGAGAUAUACAUAUGAUGUGACAAAAUAUCUAAAAAUGGGGGAGAACUUAUUAUCAGUCUUUUUUUAUUCUGCUGUUAAAGAGGCAAAAUUCUUAUAUGAAACACAAGCAUUAAAGUACAUUAUUCCUCCUGUAUGUGUACCAAACACUUAUAAUGGAGAAUGUCACAUUAAUCAUAUAAGAAAAAUGCAAGCAAGUUUCUCAUGGGAUUGGGGUCCAGCGUUUCCCUCUAUGGGUAUUUGGAAAAGCGUGGAACUAAUUCCUGUGAAUGACAUUUUUAUCACAAACAUUGCAACUGACAUAUUUAAAGAAAGAAAAUUUUGGAAUAUCAUAGGAACAAUAUCUCUUGAAGUUAUACAACAAAAAAAUGUUCAAUUUUUACCUUGCCAAAUUUCAUGUGUCUUGAAUAUUGAUAAAGAAACAAAUAUUCAGAAUUCUAGUACUAUUAUUUUAAAUACACGUAAUGCAUCGGUAGAAACAAAUAUCUCUCUUAGAAUACCUUUGGAACUGGUAGAUAAAUGGUGGCCAAAUGGUUAUGGCAAUCAGACUCUCUAUUCGUUCACUGUAGUUGCAGCAACAAAUAAUACUACAAAACAAAAAUCAGUGCGCAUUGGUUUCAGAACAGUGGAACUUGUACAAAAGCCCCUUAAGAAAGGAUUAAGUUUCUACUUUCAAAUAAAUGGCAUUCCAAUAUUUGCAAAAGGCAGCAACUACAUUCCAGCCAGCAUUUUUCCAGAAUUAAGUGCUAAACCAGAUACGAUUAAACAUUUAUUAGAAUCAGCAAAAGCAGCUAAUAUGAAUAUGCUUAGGGUCUGGGGUGGUGGCCUUUAUGAAUCUGAAUUAUUUUAUAAUAUAGCUGAUGAAUAUGGAAUCAUGAUCUGGCAAGAUUUCAUGUUUGCAUGUGGUAUGUAUCCAACCACAACAAAAUUUCUCGAUUCUGUCAAAGAAGAAAUUGUGCAAAAUGUACAAAGAUUAAAGAAUCAUCCUAGCAUUGUCCUUUGGGCUGGUAACAAUGAAAACGAAGCAGCUUUGUAUGGAAACUGGUAUGGAACUGGUACUUCUCAAGUAUAUAAAACUGAUUACGUCAAGCUUUAUGUAGACUUGAUAAAGAAGGAAGUAGAACGAUUAGAUUCUACCCGACCUUUUGUAAUAUCUAGUCCGAGCAAUGGAUUAUACACAGAACAAUAUAAUUAUACUGGAGAGAAUCCAUAUUCAAACUACUAUGGAGAUGUUCAUUAUUAUAAUUACAUUUAUAAUGGAUGGAAUAUGCACCAAUAUCCUCUCACAAGAUUUGCAUCCGAAUAUGGAUUCCAAUCACUACCCUCAAUUUACACGAUAUUACCGGUCAUUGAAACAAUUGCUGAUUUAAAUAUAAACAGUGACUUUAUGAUGCAUCGUCAACAUUUACCAUUAGGAACAUUAUAUAUGAUAGGUCUUAUUUCAAAAAACUUUCAAAUACCUGAAGUUCAAAAUAGAGUGAUAGACUUCGUGAAUUUUAUAUAUUUAAGUCAAAUCAAUCAAGCUGUUUCUGUGAAAGUGCAAACAGAAUUCUACCGACAAUCCAUGUCUACACUAAAUGAAUUAAGUGAAGGAAGAACAAUGGGGGCAUUAUAUUGGCAACUGAAUGACGUUUGGCAAGCUCCGUCUUGGUCCUCAAUAGACUUCAAUGGCAAAUGGAAAAUACUUCACUAUUAUGCUGUAGACUUUUUUGCUCCUAUUAUAGUCACUUAUUAUAUUCAAAGGAGUCAUUUUUCAAUUUACAUUGUUUCUGAGAAAUUACAUCCAAUAACUAAUGUUACAUUGGGCGUCAAUAUUUAUACAUGCAAUAGUAUGAAACCUGUGCAAUCGUUUAAUUUUCACAAUAUAACUGUAAAAGCAAAUGCAGCGACUAAAAUUCACAAUAAUACAUUCGGACACUCAUGGUUCUUGAAUUCUACAAUUCCUGAAUGUCGUACUAAUACAUCUAAUACUUGCAUUACAACACUUACUUUAAAAGAUAAAACUGGAUCUCAAAUAGCACCUAGAAAUUAUAUAUAUCCAAACGAUGGUUUUAAAACUGUUGUUCUUCCAACUGUAAAUGUUUCUGUCAAAGUAAAUGAUUACCACAUUCCUGGAACAUACUCCAACUAUCCAAAUAUAGUAUGCGAAUUGACAACUAAUAAUUUAGCAUUUUUUGUGUGGUUGGAAGCAGGUAAUAUUUGUGGCCGUUUUUCGGAAAACGGUUUCCACAUGUUCGAAAGAAGGAAAACUGUUAUUUUCCAUGCAUGUGAGGGGAUUACACCACAAUUAUUUCAAGAUUUCUUAAAAAUUACUACCCUGUCCGACAUUUAUAAUCCAAAGGCAUAAGAUAUAUACAGUUUUUAUUAAAUUAAAAGUUCAAGAUUCAAUAUUAAUUAAUUGAAUUUUAUAUGCUUGAUUGUGGGAAAUAUUGUUCUCGAUGUAAAUAAAGUUCAAACCCAAUAAGAAUUAUAAGUACAAUUAGAAUUAGGCUAAUUAUUAAGUACCAUGUAUUCGAGUUAAUCAUGUUGUAUGUCUGUAUAAAUUUGUUUUUAAAUUUGAAGAAUAAUCUCUUGUUAAAUUUA